This is a messenger RNA of Aureobasidium subglaciale EXF-2481, 2835 nucleotides long. RefSeq lists its product as uncharacterized. The record is from RefSeq and is a predicted model, not a curated record. The coding region runs from base 1 to 2835 and encodes 944 amino acids. NCBI's taxonomy places the organism in Eukaryota, Fungi, Ascomycota, Dothideomycetes, Dothideales, Saccotheciaceae. The transcript has 2 exons.
AUGACGCUCGAAAAAUCCGUCGAGACGCCUCUUUCUGGCUCCUUUUCACACUCCCACCACGCACAUACAGACUCUCUGGUCAGCGUGCCACUCACAGACUCGGUUCUAAGCUCUCCAGUAGAACAAUCGACCCCAAGAAUUGGCGGUCACGACGAUGACGAACACAUGGCUGCUCUUCUCGCUCGCCUCGAAAUGGAAAACAACGCCCUCGCUACCGAUCCCAAAGCUGGUAUCACCACCGUAAACAUCUCCAACCACGAUCGCAAUGUUUCCAUGGGCGGUGCUUCGCUGCUCAGCCUACACAUUCCCAAGGAAGCCCUCGGCAUGAGUCUUGGUGACUUUUGGGCUUUCGUCACACGCGACUAUGAAGAGGCUUUGAUAUCCAUGCCCACCAUGACACCAAUCAUGAUACAUAAAGGAGUUCCUGACUUCUUAAGGCCGGUUGUUUGGGGUGGCAUUGCUGGUGCACGCGAAGAGAGACUCUACUCGGAGUUCGAUCGACUACUGGCACAAGUUGAGAGCGAGCCACCAACCUCGGACACUAUCAUUGACAAGGACAUUGGCCGCUGCUUCCCAAGUCAUCCUCUCUUUGCCCAGGCUGGCGGCGAGGGUCAGACUAUGCUAGGCCAAGUCCUGAAAUGCUACAACCUGUACGACCCAGAGAUUGGCUAUUGCCAAGGCAUGGGCUUUAUUGUCGGUAUUCUUCUCAUGAAGAUGGAUGCAAGAGACGCCUUCUGUGUCUUUGUCAGACUUAUGGAGAACCACGGCCUCCGCGACUCGUACUCACAUUCUCUUACUGGACUUCAUUCACGCAUAUACCAGUUCCAGCAAUUACUUACACCUUUAGCUACUAAACUGGUCUCACACUUCAAGGCCUUGGGUGUUGAAUUCGCCUAUCUUUCACAAUGGUUUAUGACCAUCUUCGCGACGACAUGUCCCCUCGAAACACUCUUCCGCAUUUACGACAUCAUUCUGGCUGAGGGCGCUGACGAGACCGUCAUGCGCGUCGCCUUGGCCUUGAUUCUGAAGAACGAACAGAAGUUGCUGGCUAUGGCUGAGUUGGAGGACGUAUUGCAGUUGCUACUGUCUCGCGAAAUCUGGAUGCCAUAUGAGAACAAUCCCGAUCAACUCAUCGAGGAGGUCACCACUCUCUUCAAGCAAGUUGUUACUCGCGACGCUCUCGACAAGCUAGGCAAGCAGUUCUUCAAGCAAGCUGAACGAGGCUCUGCAGACAGGACUGUACGCGCACUAGGCUUCACCAGCACUUACGGAAAUGCUUUCAGAUUAUUCGACUUCUGGUCGACAUCCAAGAGUGACUCCUUGUCGCCAGCUGCACCUCUUCGCCGCAAAGCAUCUGGACAAUCGCUUUCAACACUCAACUCCAUUUCUGGAAGUGGAGCUAGUAUGAUCAGCACUGACAGCUAUGCUAGCACUGCACCAACUGAAGUCGACGAUCUUGAAAGAGACAGUGCUACGCCGACCAAGCCUCACAGAUCUUUCAUCUCGCAAGACAGGAACUUGCACGAACAGGUAGAAGGUCUGUUGAUUGCUCUCAGCGAAGUUCAACGCGAAGCUGCUCAAACGGCGGCAAACCUGCAACGAGAGGAAGCAAGAGGAAUCAGAGCACAGGAGAUUGUUGGUGAUCUGCUUGAACUUCUCCGCGAGAAGAAGACGGUAGACGCCUAUCGCAGACAGCGUCGCACCACACUACCAUCCAGAAUCGACCACGAAAAGACUCGGGAAGAAGUUACUGCACUGAAAAGACAAUCCAACUUUGUCAGAUCAGUAACGCAGAGUAUCAUGGCCGACAACACGCCUGGCCAAGACAGAGAUGCUGGUCUUCAUUCGUCUCUACUCAAGUUGUGUGCUUUGUUUGAUGCUGAGACAUCACUUGACUCCGACAGUGGAUCCGAGACUGGAGAGACAGCGCCUUCGCAGGCACCUCUAGCGAGUGAGUACACCAUCAAGCUAGAAGCCGAGCUUGUCAAGCUGCGACAGCGAGUGGCUAAGGAUCGCGCGCACCGCCAUAAGAGGAGAACACUGGACUUGAAGGACACACGACUAUCUCUCAAAGGCGAUAUUCAAACUACCGAGUCGAUCAGAGUCCGUCGCUCUCUAUACCGUGGCCAUGGGAAGAAAGCUUCUCGCGACCUCUCAGGCUCUUUCCCAGACAUCACAAUCUCUGUCCCUCGCGUACGGCCUCACCAAACUCUCCCAUCUCCUCGCUCUGCAACUCAACAACAUCGCCCUGGACCUCCACUUCGCAUGAUCAGAUCCCAAGACGGAACCGAGAUCCGCGCAAAGCCGCAAAAAUUCGGUUCUGCCAGGAAAGCCACGGAGACUGACAUUGGAAGAGAAGGGUCUGGCUCGAUCACACCAACGACCAGUACAACAACAAUCCCCAAGCGCAACUCUUCACUGUCAUCCCAAAACAUUCUUUCCACGCCCUCUCACGCCCCACCAUCAGAUGAGACCCUGCUAGUCGAAUUAGUAGCAGCAAAAACCCGCGAAGCAACAGCCAUCCACGAAAACGAACUCUUGCAGAUCAGCCUCGACAAGACACGCCGACAGAUGGAGCAGCAAAGGGAGGAGAUGCAAGCUAAAAUCGAUGCCAUGGAAGCCAUGAUGAUGGCACAGAUGGAAGCACAUGAGAAUGAAAUGGAGAGAUUGAAGAUGAUGGUUCCGAGACCUGAUACACCGAGUUCUAUGGGACCUAGUCCGAUGAAUACACCGGAGAUGUUGGCGCCUGUUGCUACUGGGGGAGCUGGGGGAAAGGCGGGACCUUGGGGGUGGUUUGCUAAGGGGAGGAGUGUUAGUCACUCGCCUACCAUGUAA